This is a messenger RNA of Patiria miniata (bat star), 1707 nucleotides long. RefSeq lists its product as uncharacterized. Bases 67 to 1437 code for a protein of 456 amino acids. The transcript has 10 exons. The record is from RefSeq and is a predicted model, not a curated record. NCBI's taxonomy places the organism in Eukaryota, Metazoa, Echinodermata, Asteroidea, Valvatida, Asterinidae.
AGCCAAAAUAUAAUUAUCAGCGGGCAUUUCAAAGGACUGAAGGAAGGGCGAAGCAAGUUGUCAAAAAUGGAUCAAAAUAACGAGAUGGAGGAGAAUUCAGCCAAAAGUGACGGUGCUUUCUCUGUCUGUGCUUGUUCGAGUAUGUUGGAGAAGCAGAAAAGGGUUUUGUGUGAUCUGAAAGACCAGGCUAACAUUCUGCCUAAGAAAGUCAAGACAGAAGAUGCCUCACAGGAUACUGAACACCUGCAUGAUUUCAAGGUUGAGUGCCAGCAAGUUGUGGAUGAAUUCAAGAAGCUGAAGUUUGCCUUUGUCCAUCUUCAGGGGCACAUCAAGCUGCUGGACUACUUGGCGAAUGUCCCCAAGGACCAGUGGCCCUCAGUAGCAUCUUGUGAUGAAGAAUCUAAGAAGAUUCGUCGACAGCUCAAAGACGCCAAGGGAGAGGCUAGUGAUCUCGAAGAACAUCUUCAGAACAUGAUGAAGUCAGUGCAGAACUGUCAAGAAAUGCUGGACACAAAACUGGCGUCAGUCACGAAGAUGAUGGAGAAAGUUGAAGGUGUAGCUACUCAGGUCCAGGAGAACACGAAAGGGAGGGGCGGGGCAGUAGAGGAACUGGAAGGCGGUGGGGUGACGCUGGAAAACUUCCAAGAUGAGAAUGCCAAACAGAUCUUUGACUUAAAGGCGGCAGAAGAGUUCUUGGCCCGCUAUCAACCCGCGAUGAAACGCCUCAAAGAGAGCACGGAAGCAAUCCGCAAGGACCAACAGGUGGCGCUGGAUGAAAAUAAGACAGUUAUGGAGAUGGUGUCACAACUUAUGGCCAAGAAACUAGACAGGGAACAGCAAGCUUCCGGCAAGAUGAAAUGGUGCGAAUCUGCCUCCAAAAUGUUGGCACAGCUGACCGGGGUAUCAGAGCGAUCUCUGGAUGAUAACUGCUGGAUCCUGGAGCUCACUGCAGACGGAUGUUCCUCGGUCAACAAGGACAGUCUGACGGCCGUACUGACCCUUCACUUCAAGCCAGGCCCGGACCCUUGGUCACCCAGGCAGAUCAGUGCCGCUUCGAUUGAUGUUGAUUCCCUGGACAUGUCGGACCUCGUUGAAGAAGCAGUGAGAAAGAAUGACGUUCCCUUCUUGGUAUCAUCAGUGAUGACCAGACUGAGAACCCACGCACCCCUCUACAUGGAAGUGGAACAGCUCCGACAUCAAUAUGCCAUCGACUGGGUUCCAGAAGAGGGCAUACUGAGGGUCAUAUUUGGGGACAGCGCCCAGAUUGUUUGCACCCUGUCCUUAUCAACCGGACCCCUGGGUACGACCUUAGCCCAGCUGAAAUCUCUUGAGGGCGUCAGGCAACACCCGCCGCUUGACCAAUUGAAGCCACCACAUGAAAAACCCAGGAUCUCUGAUUGGCUGGAGUACUUGCAAGAAGCCACAAAAAGCUUGUAGCGAUGAAGGUACUGAAACAGGAGUUUACGAAACUGUGGCUCUUUCUCCAGCUGCCUCUUCAAGAGUUUUCAGGCGUUUGAUUUAAGGAUCUCUGCCUGAAUAUUUGGCCAUUAAAGGUGUUUAAAUGAUUCCGAAGCUAGGGAUUAAUCCAAUGCUGAAAUGAAGCCGUGGUGUCAUAAAUGCCCAUAAACUUUGAGGACUGCUUCGUCCAUUGGCUCUUUCGCUCGUAUCCCCCCGCCCUGUAAACAGGGCGCUGGGAAGGGCUGAUGA